UAUGAAUGUUAAAAUUGAAUUAGAAGUUUACUUCACACACAUUCAAAAACGUUUGUGGGUAGGUCUAAAAAAUGGUAAGGCAAAUCUGUCAAAUUACAGAAAAUCUGUUGCUGGGAACCAAAGAAAAAAAAUUGGACCGAAGCCUGAACUCACAGAGGAGCAAAAGCAGGAAAUUCGGGAGGCAUUUGAUUUAUUCGAUGCUGAUGGCUCGGGCACCAUUGACGCUAAGGAAUUGAAGGUAGCCAUGAGGGCUCUUGGAUUUGAGCCAAAAAGAGAAGAAAUCAAGAAAAUGAUUGCUGAUAUUGACAAAGAAGGAACUGGGACAAUUGAUUUUAAUGAUUUCUUACAAAUGAUGUCACAAAAGAUGAGUGAGAAAGACUCCAAAGAAGAGAUUCUGAAAGCUUUCAAGUUAUUUGAUGAUGAUGAAACGGGAAAGAUUUCUUUUCAAAAUUUAAAGCGUGUUGCAAAAGAAUUAGGAGAAAAUCUUACUGACGAAGAACUACAGGAAAUGAUAGACGAAGCCGAUAGAGAUGGGGAUGGUGAAAUAAACGAAGCUGAGUUUUUACGUAUAAUGAAGAAAACAAGUCUUUAUUAA
Dimorphilus gyrociliatus is the source of this 595-nucleotide messenger RNA. The record is from the annotation of a GenBank genome assembly. Lineage: Eukaryota; Metazoa; Annelida; Polychaeta; Dinophilidae.